AGCUUUGAGCAUUCCCAAGACUGGGGGGGGCUGGGUGGGAGCGGGGGUGGAGCAUGAACCCAGGGAGGCCCAGCGAGAGCCUAGUCGUGCGGUGUCCUGGGAGGCCAUGGCCCAAGACCUUGGCAGACCAGCAUUGGAGAUGGGCAUCUUCCUCCAGGGCCACUGAUGUCAGCUCUGCUGGCAUGGAUGAUGGGGGUGGCUGGCGAGGGUGUCGCGUGGGCACGUGGGAGCCCAAGGCUGGCGGUGGGCUGUGCUCCAGGCCUUGCCUGGUUGACCGUGUCUUCGGGGUGAGUGACGCUCCGCAGACGCCGCAUGGAAUGCGGGGCCGGCUCCACUCCUUCCGUAAUGUGGUUUUUUAUAGUCGGGGGACUCAUUGUCCCGCGGCCACUGCCAGCUGUCUGUAAGCUCAGGAUUAGAGAGCCUGGCCUUUUGUGAGAGCUGGGGCUGGGCCGGCUGAGCCCUUCACAGGGAGGGGUGGACCACGGGGACAGGGAGCGACUGCCUGGCACUGAGUGAGCCAGCCAGCAGACAGCAUGACGGCCUUCUCAUUGCCUGCCCCCAGGGCCUGGUGUAGGCUCUCUUCUGCCCACCCUACCCAGCUUGGGGGCCCCACCCCAUCACGGCCCUCAUGAGCCUCUCGGGGCAUCCUCCUGGACGGCAUCGCAGCGGGCAUUGGCCUCCCCUCCAUGCCCCACCUCCAAUUCUGAUCAGGAGCACCCCUCACCCACAGCAGGACUGGAAGCUCUGUCGGGCCAGGAGGUGCACAGGGGGCCAGGGGACUUGGACUUGAGUCCACCUCGUGGCUGUGUGAUGGUGGACAGGUGGCGUGCCCUCUCUGGGCCUCAGUGUCCUUUUUGCUAAAGUAGGAAUGGUGCUGUCCCAUGACCCAGUUUGGGGACACUACGUGGAAGGAAGCAUCCACAGCACAAGGUGCCGCUCGCCCUCGUGUGCCCGGGGUGGCUGCCAAGGGGCCGGCAGCGUCGCCACGUGUCGGGGCUGGCCUGAGUUCCGUGUCCCUGGAAUCUACAGCCUGUGUUCCGUGAAGGCAGAGCAUGACUGGGCAGCAGGCAGUGGGGGUUCUAAUGCCGAGAUUUCCCUUCCCCCCGACUCCUGCCCGCCCCGGCGCCUUCCCUCCUGCGUACCUUUCUUUGGGCAAUGGGCAGAGGCCCCAGAGCGGGCGGGAUUCCUGUGAGGUGACGCCAGCCGGAGUGUCCAGCUGGGUGCAGCCAGCCCAGUGGCCCAUUCACGCGGCCGCCAGGGCUUCAUUCACCCCUGGCCGGGAGGGCAGCGCCCCCGUGACUCGCAGCUGGGGCUUCUCCACAGGUGGCGGCUGCAUCGCUCUGCCAGUGACGCUGGGCUGGUCCCCGGGGGCCCUCCUGCUGCUGUGGGGGUGCAGGGGUGGAUGCUGGCCCCAGGAUGCUGCACACGGCCUCAGGGCGGCACCCACACACUGGCAGCUCCAGCUUCCCCUGAAAGAUGACCGAGGAGGUGGGGAGGACGCGGUGCUGGCCAGCAUGUGUGGGCAGGUGCCGUGCCACACCUUUUACAAACAUCUGAAUGCAGCCCUCCCGACAGCCCGGGGGAAGGAAGUGCGGUCACAUGGCAGCCUUCCUGGGAUGUGACCCCAGCUCCAGGUGGCACAGCUCCCUUCUCCUGUGGCCUUGGAGCCCUGAGGGGACCCUACUUGAUGUCUCUGGGGUCUCCUGGCUGCUUCAUUUGCCCUCAAGACGGCUGUGGGGGUGGGGUCGCUGGGACCUUGGGGCAGAGGAGGGACUGAUCAAGUGCCUGCUGGGUGGCAGAGCAGCCACAUCCCCCCAUCCCCCCAAGCAAGCCCGGAAGGCAGGGGCUGGCGUCUUCUUCCUGUCCUCGGCCGAGGGGGAGCAGAUCAGCUUCCUGUUCGACUGCAUCGUCCGAGGCAUCUCCCCCACCAAGGGCCCCUUUGGGCUGCGGCCGGUUCUACCAGACCCAAGUCCCCCGGGACCCUCGACUGUGGAGGAGCGUGUGGCCCAGGAAGCCCUGGAAACCCUACAGCUGGAGAAGCGGCUGAGCCUUCUCUCACAUGCGGGCAGGCCGGGCAGUGGAGGGGAUGACCGCAGCCUCUCCAGCUCAUCCUCAGAGGCCAGUCACUUGGACGUCAGCACCAGCAGCCGGCUCACCGCAUGGCCAGAGCAAUCCUCGUCGUUGGCCAGCACGUCACAGGAGGGGCCUAGACCAGCAGCUGCCCAGGCUGCCGGGGAAGCCAUGGUGGGUGCCUCAAGGCCACCCCCCAAGCCGCUGCAUCCGCGGCAGCUGCAGGAGGUCGGCCGCCAGAGCUCCUCGGACAGCGGCAUCGCCACUGGCAGCCACUCCUCUUACUCCAGCAGCCUCUCGUCCUACGCGGGCAGCAGCCUGGACGUGUGGCGGGCCACAGAUGAACUGGGCUCACUGCUCAGCCUGCCAGCAGCGGGGGCCCCCGAGCCCAGCCUGUGCACCUGCCUGCCCGGGACAGUCGAGUACCAGGUGCCCACCUCCCUGCGGCCCCACUAUGACACACCACGCAGCCUUUGCCUGGCUCCCAGAGACCACAGCCCCACCUCGCAAGGCAGCCCUGGCAACAGUGCGGCCGGCGACUCAGGCGGCCAGACGUCUGCUGGGUGUCCCUCUGGCUGGCUGGGCACGAGACGGCGGGGCCUGGUGAUGGAGGCCCCCCAGGGCAGCGAGGCCACACUGCCUGGCCCUGCCCCCGGCAGGGAAACAGGCGGCCCCCACGCGGGGCCACCCCUGGCUUUCUUUUCGGCAUGUCCAGUCUGUGGAGGACUCAAGGGAGCGGCAGCCUCAGCCCCAGGACCUGCGACAGCACAUUCAGGAUCCCCAGGACCCGUGGCUGUGGACAGCUCAGGGCCAGAGAGGCCGCGCGGCGAGUCGCCCACUUACGUGAACAUCCCCGUCAGCCCGUCCUCCAGAAAGCAGCUGCACUACAUGGGCCUGGAGCUCCAGGAGGCCAGCGAGGGUGUCCGAGGGGCUGGCGCCUCCCUCUACGCCCAGAUCGACAUCACGGCCACCGAGACGGCGCACAGAGUGGGGGCGCGGCACGCACGGGCCCGGGAGGAGCAGCUGUCGGAGCUGGAGCAGAGGAAGGCAGCCCCGCAGUGAGGUCACAGCGCCAGGAGCUCACCGCAAACCCGGUGCGCUGUGCGGCCCCGUGGCCCCCGGCAGGCCGGCCCCUUCUGUUGGCCGUGGUCUGGUCCCCAGGGAGCCCCCAGUCGCAGGAGCAGGCAUGGCCGGUCUCCGGGCCAUGGUACAAACAGGAAGUUUUCAGGGCCCACGGCCAGGCCUCCUGCCUCGCAGGUGUCCGGGGCUGACCCUUCCUUCGGCCUGAAAGAGUUGCUCUGGACCCCAGGCCGACUGAGGCCCUGCUUCCAGGCAUCAGGCAGCUCUGGUCGCUGCUGUGGCGUCUCAGGCAGAGGCUGCUGCCCAGGAGUUUGGGAGCAUGGUUUGUGGUGCCUGGGAUGCAAACUGCCCUCUCACCCUGGGGGUGACUGCACGGAUGACAGCCGUGUCCUGGCAAAAUGCUCAUCCCUUCACCUGGGUGUUGCGGCCCUGCAGAGCCAGGACCCAGUGCCCGCUCCCACUGUCGGCACCAUGCCCGCUCCUGAGACUGGCGGCUCAGACACUCCCGGCAUCCCCUCCCCGCCUCCCGGCUGUCCUGCCUGGGCCACCACCACCCUGCACCUGGGGACGGAGCCUGGACUCUCCCAGCCACCUGACCGCUCCACUUCUUGGGACCUAUUACAGCCAGUCAUGUAAAGAGCCAUUGUGACUGUUCUGUUUCUGACAAUGCCUAUUUUCUCUCUCCUGGUUUCUGCUCCUGGACAUGGGUCUGAUGUCUUCACCUGGGGGUGCUCGGGGUUGGGGCGAGCAGAGCUGCCUUCCUUGGUGGCACGGGGUUGGGGCUUCCUCCUGUGUCGGUGCGGUGCUGUGGCUUGGGAGUGGGUGAGGUGACGGGGCUAUGUGCAUAGGUGGUGGGCGUCCUGCAUGCCCCCAACCCCUGUGGCAGGAGGAAGCACCAGGCGGGCCCCCUGCCUUGCUCCUGGAGAUGGGGCUCUCUGCUCUGCAUGGCUCCAUCCGUAUUCGUCCCUUUCUUUCAUCUUCCUGCCCGUCCUUCCCCCGCCCCUCCCCCAGGAGCCCACCAAGGACCCAGAGAGUCUGUGGUUGGCCUGCCCCGGGUAUGGCAGGCAGCUGCCACUGCUGCUCAGCGGGGCCCUCAGUGGGCAGGCUCAGAGCACUGGCCCUCCUGGCGCCCCCGCUCUGCAUGUGACUGCUGAGGACACUUGGCGUCAAGGUGGCAGGAUGCAGGGUCAACCGGAGCCAGCUGGGGCCAGGACAGAGAUCUCCCGCUUAGACGCAAAGGCCCUGGGGAGCAUUCUGACAGACAGGGCAGGGCUGGGCUCUCAGCCUGGAGGGUCCAUGGACAAGACUUUCAGCUGCAAGUUGGGGCAAGGCAUGGCCUGCACCCUGAUCCAGGGCUGCAGCCAUGUCGGGCCCUUAGGGUGGCAGAGUUGAGAUGUCCACCUCCGGGGCGGGCCACAUGCACCAGCUCAGACACGCAACCUGGGUGGCACAGCCCCACCCCUCCCCAUGACCCUAGCUUGCUGGAGCUCAGGCUUCCUGUUCACAAAGUGGGAGAAAGGGUCAAACCCUCUGCUGCUGAUGGGAUCGUGGGGCUGUGGGGGCGGGUUUGGAGCCUAGACCCAGUGUGUCUGGGUGUGCCUUGGGCCACAUCCUCUCGGCACGAUGGAGUGGCCAGGCCAUGUCCUGAGGAAAUGGCCACAUGAAGAG
Messenger RNA from Pan troglodytes (chimpanzee), 4818 nucleotides. RefSeq names its product docking protein 7 (gene DOK7). The coding region runs from base 1558 to 3132 and encodes 524 amino acids. Gene Ontology annotation, biological process: positive regulation of protein tyrosine kinase activity; neuromuscular junction development. NCBI's taxonomy places the organism in Eukaryota, Metazoa, Chordata, Mammalia, Primates, Hominidae. The record is from RefSeq and is a predicted model, not a curated record. The transcript is spliced from 7 exons. Gene Ontology annotation, molecular function: protein kinase binding.